Molecule: messenger RNA, 4161 nt
Organism: Lucilia sericata (common green bottle fly)
Lineage: Eukaryota; Metazoa; Arthropoda; Insecta; Diptera; Calliphoridae
Gene: Sec24AB
Product: protein transport protein Sec24A
Exons: 15
Coding region: 410-4102 (1230 amino acids)
Biological process (GO): COPII-coated vesicle cargo loading; intracellular protein transport; endoplasmic reticulum to Golgi vesicle-mediated transport
Cellular component (GO): endoplasmic reticulum exit site; COPII vesicle coat
Molecular function (GO): SNARE binding; zinc ion binding
Source: RefSeq, a predicted model, not a curated record
UCAGCGCAGGGAUCUGGUGUGUGCUGAGCUGUCAACUGAGAGCUGAGUUGUCUGUUUUUUUGCCAAACGAAAAAUUAUAAUUUUUCAAGAAAACUGCAGAAAAUAUUUAAUAAAGAGUUGAAAAAGUGCAAAAAUAAUAAUUAAAAUAUAAAACUUGCAAUAGUUUAAACAGAAUUUGUGUUGAAUUUAAAUAAAAUAAUAUUUUCUCAAGCAAAAGGGAGGAGAUACUAAUAAAGCAAUAGCAGUGUUUAUUCUCGAACUUUGAAACCCCUAAUUUGUUAAAUUACAAGGAUCUUUUUCAAUAAAAAAUACAGAUAAACUGUAAAGAAAGAAAAAUUAUUCGAGACUUUUUGCCGCUUUCACAAUUUCUAUGUUUCGUUAAUAAAGAAUAAAAUAAAGGGUCAAAACAAUGUCGUCAUAUGCUAAUACAAAUUAUGGUCCACCACCAGCAAUGGGACAAAUGAAUAUGGUAAAUGGUAUGCCACCUGUACCACAAAUGCAGCAGCAGCAAUUGCCACCACUACAACAACAACAACAACACCAACAGCAGCAACAACAAAUGCAACAAAAGCAACAAUAUACUGGUAUGUCAGCAAUGCCUCCUACAAUAAAUGCCAACAUGAGCAAAUACAUGCCACCAUCAAUGACCUCAACGUCUGUAACAAAUCCAACAGCAGCAAUUGGAAAUUAUACUGCUCCACAGAAUGUGAAUGGACCACAACCAAUGCCGCCAACAAGUCAGCAGCAAACACAAGGUCCUGUAACUAGUAAUCUACCACCUCAUAUGAGGCCUCCCAUUGCUAAUGGUCCUGGAUCCGGAAAUAAUCUAAUGUCGAAUGGUGCAAGCACUAAUGCCACAGCGAGUGCAAAUUCUUCAAGAACUGCUUCGCCUUCUAUUCAAUUAAAUCAACAGCAGCAACAAUAUCAUCCCACAGCUCAGCUCCAACAGCAACAAUUUAAACCGGUUAUACCUUCUGGCAUUGGCAACCAACCACCAACAUCAUCAUCAUCAUUAACCAACACUACGGCACCAUCAAAUGUUAAUAAUCUAACGGGCAGCAUGCAAAACUUAAAUAUUAAUCGAAUGAAUGGUCCGACUAUUCCACCCACAUCUUUGCCAUCGUCCCAGUCUAUGCAAAUGCCACCAAAAAGUGUACCAAUGCCUUCGCAACAACAACAACAGCAACAGGUGAACAAUUUUCAGAAUAAUUUUAAAACAUCAGCUUUGAAUGUACAACCACCACCACCAACAUCCACUGCUGCACCUAAUUUUCCUCCCAAUGUUGCGGGAGCACCACCAGGCAGUCGGCCCUUGCAGUCAGUAGCACAGCCUAAUACCCUACGACCCCCUACCAGUGGAACAUAUGGUACGUCUACAUCUCCUCUUAUGUCGUAUCCACAAAGUCCAUCACAAAAUGCCAAUUUUCCAGCAACAACAACAAAUACAUCUGGACCACUUCCACCAACGUCGACAGCAAGCAACAAUACAAUGCAACAAAAUCAAUUAAACAACAACCAAACUCAAAUGGGCCAACAACGUAAACCAAUGUAUCCAACUAAUCAACAACUGCCUCCAAUGAUGCAACAACAGCCGCAGCAUCAACCUCCGCCGCCUCUUCAACAGCCAUAUUCUGCAGCUUAUAAUUAUCCACAACAGAAACAGCAACAACCUGUUGGCACUUCUCAACAACCAGGCAUGUUUAAUGGACAACCAAAUACUGGUCCUUUGCAAUAUCAAAAUCAACCCUAUCAACAGCAACAGCAGCAGCCUGGUCAAUUUCCUCAAGGUGGCAGUGUUCUUCAACAGGGUUUCAAUCGUCUAUGGGGUCAAGAUACUAUAGAUCUUAUGCAGAAUCGUCAUAUACUCUCACCAGCUACUGUAGCACCACCUAAGAUUGUUUUACACAAUCAAUUUCACGAAUCUAUUAACUGUAAUCCCAAUAUAAUGCGUUGUACAUUAGCUAAAAUACCCGAGAGUAAUGCACUAUUGCAAAAGUCUCGUCUCCCUUUGGGUAUUCUUAUCCAUCCAUUCCGUGAUAUUAAUAGCCUCCCAGUUAUUCAAUGUCCGAAUAUAGUUCGCUGUCGUUUAUGUCGUACAUACAUUAAUCCUUUUGUGUACUUUGUCGAUAGUAAAAUGUGGAAGUGUAAUUUAUGCUAUCGGGUCAAUGAAUUGCCGGAUGAUUUUCAAUUUGAUCCAGCUACUAAAACAUAUGGUGAUGUUACUCGUCGUCCUGAAGUACGUUCUAGUACAAUUGAAUUCAUAGCACCAUCUGAAUAUAUGUUGCGUCCACCGCAGCCAGCAAUAUAUUUAUUCCUAUUUGAUGUUUCAAUAAUUGCCCAACAAUGUGGUUACUUGGAGAAUGUCUGUUCGAUGCUUUCGAAACAUUUGGAUGAUAUGCCGGGCGAUGCUCGCACUCAAGUUGGUUUUAUUGCUUUCAAUAGCAACGUACAUUUCUACAGUAUGGCUGAGGGUUAUAAUCAACCUCAUGAGAUGACUUUAUUGGACAUAGAUGAUCCAUUUUUACCAAGACCCGAUAAUUUGUUGGUAAAUCUUAAGGAAUGCAAAGAAUUAGUAAAAGAUUUACUAAAUCAAUUGCCAAAACGUUUUGCUGAAACCCAUGAUCCAGGUUCAGCUUUAGGUGCUGCCCUACAAGUAGCCUUUAAAUUAAUGCAAGCGUCUGGUGGUCGUAUUACCGUAUUCCAAACGUGCCUUCCCAAUAAGGGUCCUGGUGGUUUAGAGCCUCGAGAAGAUCCUAACAAUCGAUCUGCCAAAGAUGUUGCUCAUCUAAAUCCAGCAACAGACUUUUAUAAACGUUAUGCUCUUGAAUGCUCUGGUUAUCAAAUAGCUGUCGAUCUUUUCCUAUUAAAUCAGCAAUAUAGCGAUUUGGCAACAAUAUCUGGCAUUAGCAAGCACAGCGGAGGUUGUGUCCACCAUUUCCCCUUGUAUCAGAAGACUAAACCUCAAUUGGUGGAUUCGUUGAAACAUUGCUUUAAACGAUAUUUGGUGCGUAAGAUUGGUUUUGAAGCAGUAAUGCGUAUACGUUGUACACGUGGCCUUCAAGUACAUACAUUCCAUGGCAAUUUCUUUGUUCGUUCGACAGAUUUAUUAUCUUUACCGAAUGUCAAUCCAGAUGCCGGUUAUGGCAUGCAGAUUUCCUAUGAGGAAUCAUUAAGGGAUGUAAAAACAAUAUGCUUCCAAGCAGCCUUGCUUUAUACCAACAGUGAAGGCGAACGUCGCAUACGUGUACAUACAGUAUGUUUGCCAGUGACUGCAUCUUUGCCUGAAGUAAUGCAUUCAGCCGAUACGGAAGCUAUAAUCGGUUUACUUACCAAGAUGGCUGUUGAUCGGUCAAUAACAUCAAAUAUAGUUGAUGCCCGUGAGGCGUUCAUUAAUGCUACAGUCGAUAUAAUGAAUGCAUUUAAAAUUGCACAAAACUUACCAUCAGGCCAGACUGGACAACUUAUUGCACCACGUAGUUUGUCUCUUAUGCCACUAUACAUUUUGGCUUUGUUGAAACAUCCUGCUUUCCGUGUGGGCACCAGUACACGCCUCGACGAUCGAGUGUUUGCUAUGGAUUGUAUGAAAACUCUACCUUUAGAUCAAUUGAUGAAGUUUAUCUAUCCUGAGUUUUACAAUAUUGAUGUAUUGUUUUAUAACAAUAAUCAGAAUUCAAAUGCCAAUCCUACAAAUGAUGAUGCUGAUGAUGAGGACGAAUUACCAGUUGUUCAACGUUUGCAAUUAUCAGCUGAAUACUUGGAUUCUCGUUCAAUAUUCUUGAUGGAUUGCGGCACGUUAAUUAUGGUAUACGUUGGACUCAAUGUACCAGUUAAUAUUCUAGAAAAUGUCUUCGGCAUUAAAUCAACUGCUGAAUUGCCAGACUAUUACUACGGUUUACCAAAUGUUAAUAGUUCGGAAAAUGAUACACUGAAACGAUUUAUAAUGAAAUUAAAUGAUGAAAAACCUUAUCCACCCAUUGUACAGAUAAUAAGGGAUACAAGUACAGCCAAACCUCAACUAAUUGAGAAAUUAGUUGAUGAUCGCAGCGAAUCUAGUUUAUCAUAUUAUGAAUUUUUGCAACACAUACGGUCUCAGGUUAAAUAGUAGUUUAGUAAAUGGAAAAUAAGUUGAAAUUAAAUAAAUGCUAAUAAUAAUAAAAACUA